UAGUCAACCGGCAAACAAGUGGGUGAAAAUGUUGUGUAUUAUUCUUAGCUGUCUGGCAAGUUUCCUAAGCGUAGUGUAUCUGUUUUUAACAUGGGAGUUUAAUAAAUGGAAGAAAAUGGGAAUCAACGGACCAAAACCACAAGUGCUGUUUGGAAAUGUUCCCAACUUAUUGAAAAAAAAGAGGAACACAUAUUAUGACUUGGAGAAAAUUUACAACGACUACAAAAACGAACCCGUGGUUGGCUACUUCAGCUUGCGUACCCCACAGCUGAUGAUUCGAGAUCCAGAACUCAUAAAGGAGGUACAAUCGAAGAGCUUCAACCACUUCAAUGCCAACCAAUUCUCCGACCUAGUUGAUGAGAAAUCAGAUCCGUUGUUCGCCCGAAACCCGUUCAAUCUUUCCGGGGAAAAAUGGAAGAUAAGAAGAGGAGAAAUCACUCCAGCGUUCACAAAUAAUCGCAUAAAAGCCCUUUACACGUUGAUGGACGAGGUAUGCAUUCGAAUGACUGAAUACGUAAACAAGCAAAUCAAAUUGAAUGGAUCGACAUUCGAUAUCAAAGAAUUGAUGGCCAAAUAUACGACAGAUGUCGUGUCCAACUGCAUCUUUGCCAUCGAUGCGCAAUCAUUCACCAAGGAGAAACCUGAAAUCCGAGAAAUGGGACGUCGAAUUAUGGACUUUAAUCUCAUUGCACAGUUCGCACUGGCCGCGUUAACAUUCUUCCCGUCAAUCGUUAAGGUCUACAAAUUCUCACUUCUUCCUAAAGAUGUAGAGGAAUUUUUCAUUCGCAUAAUGAGUGAUGCAAUUCGCCAUCGGAAACAAAACAACGUUGUUCGGAACGACUAUUUGGAUCAUCUUCUCUCAUUGGAAGCGAAGAAAAACAUUUCAGAGCUCGACAUUGCUGGUCACGGUGUUUCGUUCUUUGCGGAUGGAUUUGAAACGUCCAGUUCGAUAAUGAGCUACUGUCUGUUUGAUUUGGCAUCACAUCCUAAAGCCCAGAAGCACUUAAGAGAAGAAAUCCGCCAUGUUCAAACCAGUAAGGAAGGCUUGACAUACGAAAAUUUGGGAGAAAUGAUUUACCUGGAUCAAGUCCUGAAUGAAUCACUACGUCUUCAUGCCAUUGUCCCAACGCUGGGGAAAAAUUGCACGCAGGAUAUUGUUUUGAUCGGAUCCAAGGGCAAGAAAAUUCCCGUUACCAAAGGUACAACAGUUACGAUUCCGUUUUUCGUUCAUCUUGACCCAGAACAUUACGAUGAGCCGAAAAAAUUCAAUCCGGAGCGCUUUGCACCGGAAACCGGUGGCACCAAACCGUACAGAGAGAAGGGAGUUUUCAUGCCGUUUGGAGAAGGACCCCGAAUGUGUAUCGGAAUGCGUUUCGCUCUGGCACAAGCAAAGAGGGGCAUCGUAGAGAUCAUAGACAAAUUCGAACUCACUGUCAAUCUGAAAACAAAGGUUCCAUUUGAAUAUGACCCCAAAAUGAUCUUAUUGUAUGUGGCCGGGGGAAUUUGGCUGGACCUAAGACCUUUAAAUUCAUAAUCACGUAGCAUAUUUUUACGCAUCAAAUUUUACCAUAUCUAUGGAAUGGAAAAUACGCCAUAGGCAAACAUGCUUUAUUUUAUGUAAUAAAUAUGUAGACUAUCGAAAUAUGACAAUUUUCACAGACACUACUGAUCGGAAAGCUAUUUUCAAAGCUUUUUUUCACUUUGCACGAAGUUACAAUUACAAUUCACUCAAAAUACAAUUCACUCAUUUAAAUUAAAUACCUAUUGAAUUAUUCCAAUAAGCCUAGAUCAUAUAAAGGCGGAAUUACAAGGCAAUAUGUGCAAAACUAUGAGAACAUGCGUUUUCAAUUUUCUCGGAAAUUUUUAUUUUUACAAACUAAGAUGCAAAUGAAAGGUCUUGGAAUUAUUUAAAAAGUCCUCCAGAAGUUGAUACAGAUCCGACUUUCGGUUCCGGCAUUACAAUGCGAUAAGUAAAAAUUUUCAAUUUCAUGAAUAUUUUUUACAAGCGAUUGCGAAACGAGGUGCAUAUUUUUAUAAAAUUUAUAGGUAAAUUCAUCUAGUAGGCAGAUUCUGUUAGUUAGUGGAUAUAUAAAUAUACUUUGGGACUACUAGUCCCCGGUUUCCACUUCCGAACGCACCAGUAAUAGUGAAGAAAAGCUCCAAAACCGCAACUCACUUUGAUUUCUCAGCAACGAUUAGACCGAUUUUCACGAAUCAUGAUUCAAAUCAAAGCUCCCAGUGUCUUUAAAAUAUACUGUGCAAUUAUAGGGCAAUGACUAUCAAAACUAUCAAACUGUCAUACAAAAUGAUGCAAAAUCGGUACAGAUCGGUACGUGCUGGGACGGAAGAAGAAGAAAACGCGCCCACCUAGCUCACAGCGUUACCUUGGUAUUACAUUGCUGUAGAGGAAUUUGACCUUCUGUUUCAACAGACUUCGCAGCCGAUUCAGAGGGUACAGAACCAUUGCAUGGUUGGUGCUACAUAGCUCAGAGCGUGCUAUGUUCAAUUUUGUAUAGCGUGCAGGAUUGCCACAUUUGAAUCUUUAUUAACUUGAUAUAACUGUUUACAAAUUGAAAAGGUGAUGGUAGUUUAUAGGCUAACUGCAUAUCUCGAAAUAGCGAUUAAAGCGACACCUUGUGAUGGCUGGCGUCGUCAGCGUGGUACUCUGUAAUAUUCUUAACCAGGGUUUUACAAGUUAAACUCGACUAUUUUAAUUAAUAUUAUUUGCAUAAUCAGAUGAAGUAUAGCACGGUUAUUGAACAUCUCUUUCAAACUGUAAAA
Malaya genurostris is the source of this 2781-nucleotide messenger RNA. RefSeq names its product probable cytochrome P450 28a5. Gene Ontology annotation, molecular function: monooxygenase activity; oxidoreductase activity, acting on paired donors, with incorporation or reduction of molecular oxygen; heme binding. The record is from RefSeq and is a predicted model, not a curated record. Bases 29 to 1534 code for a protein of 501 amino acids. The transcript has 4 exons. NCBI's taxonomy places the organism in Eukaryota, Metazoa, Arthropoda, Insecta, Diptera, Culicidae.